Oncorhynchus keta (chum salmon) is the source of this 2432-nucleotide messenger RNA. Its product is annotated as zinc finger protein Gfi-1-like. Gene Ontology annotation, cellular component: nucleus. The transcript is spliced from 7 exons. The coding region runs from base 728 to 1921 and encodes 397 amino acids. Lineage: Eukaryota; Metazoa; Chordata; Actinopteri; Salmoniformes; Salmonidae. The record is from RefSeq and is a predicted model, not a curated record.
AUCAAUUACCUAAAGUUGCAAUGUGUUGGAGGUGUUAGUUGUUACUCAAAAGGCUCUGUAAAUAAAUAAUAAUAAGCACGGGUAAACUACUUUGGCUAUGAGUAUCGAGCAUGUGUUCCAACUUUGCUUAUCUCAAGUUGUACUUGCAGGUUCAACUAACAACGUUCUUUCCCACACCGUCCAGAAAUCGAUAUCACUUUGCUUUCAGACAACGUCGAACACCAACUUUGAACAAAAAAAUCCUCGCAAUGAUUUAAUUUGAAGCUUAGUGAUUUCUGGAAUAGGAUAAAUGACAACAUCUCAAUUCACUCCAGCUGUUUUUAAUCUAUGGCGAGCCGAACCCUGGGCACGGGCGUCUCAUGUCAUUGAAAUGACGUGAAAACGUUGAUUAAACCAGUGUGCCCAGUGGGAACUGAUAUAACAAUAUAGCCUUGACAUGCUUUUGCAUUACGCAUUUGGAUAAGAUACAUUUGGAAGAAGUUGUUGGGUCUAUAUGGGUGAAUUAGCCAGCAUGUUAACUGACGGUGGUUCAGUAAGGGAUACCUCAGGUCCGCACAUGCAGACGGUUGCAUGGAGAGGGCUCGUCACCUUGCCGUGCAUGCGUCAUUAAUGGGAUAUCAUUGCCGGUGGGUGAGCUCUGAGAAGAGAUAAAAUAGGUCCGUGUGGACGAAGAGGAUUUCAUCACAAGUGACCAGGGAUCUUGACAGUCACACAGCAGAGAGUAACCAUGCCGAGGUCAUUUUUGGUGAAGAGUAAACGAGCACAUAGCUACCACCAACCACGAUACCUGGAUGAUGACUACAUUAGAAUGGAUACUAUUUUAGCCCAUAUAUGCGCAGAAAGCAAAUUGCAGGUUGAGUUUGAGGGGAACUGUGACGCGCAGGUUGCACCUAACCUCUCCCCCGAAUCCCGUCUGGUGCACACGGCUGACCACUCGCCCAUCUACCCGCUGAGCUGCGAGGGCAGCGUGUGCGACCGCUUCUCGGACUAUGACGACUACUGGCGCCCUCCAUCUCCAUCUGCAUCACCAGAUUCGGAACAAUGCUUCACUCCGUCAGCAGACGACGCUCACCCUUUCGCCAUUCCAUUUCGCCCUUACCCAUGGAUUGCCUACUCUGGCUCCGAGCUCCGGCACCUUGUGCAGCGAACAUAUCAACACAAUCUCCCCACAACCCUGGAGCCCGACAUACAGAUGGGCCUCUAUGGAUCCGAGGAUGGUGCCACCAACUCCCUCAUUUACGCACAGAGGGGCCCAAACACUGGAUUUUAUAGGGACUUUGGGUCGACGGUGUUCCCUACCUAUAGAAUGCGGGACGCCGACCAGUUAUAUUCGGACAUCAAGCUGAAGACCAAGGCCUCUGAAAUCAAGUCUGAAUCCGAUCUCAUCUGUUCCCGUAUAGAACCAAGUGGAUCGUACAAAUGCAUCAAGUGUUGCAAGGUAUUCUCGACGCCGCACGGGUUAGAGGUUCACGUUCGUCGGUCGCAUAGCGGUACUCGCCCCUUUGCCUGUGGAUUGUGUGGGAAAACGUUUGGGCAUGCAGUGAGCCUCGAACAACACAAGGGUGUUCACUCACAGGAGAGGAGCUUCAACUGUAAAAUAUGUGACAAAAGCUUCAAGCGCUCGUCCACGCUGUCCACGCACUUGCUUAUCCACUCGGACACGCGGCCCUACCCUUGUCAGUACUGCGGGAAGAGAUUCCAUCAGAAGUCCGACAUGAAGAAACACACCUUUAUCCAUACAGGUGAGAAGCCGCACAAGUGCCAGGUAUGCGGGAAGGCCUUCAGUCAGAGCUCCAACCUCAUCACGCACAGCCGCAAGCACACAGGCUUCAAACCUUUCGGCUGCGGCCUCUGCGGCAAAGGAUUCCAAAGGAAAGUGGAUAUGAGGAGGCACAAGGAAACACAACAUGGAUUGAAAUGAAAAACUGUCAACACCGAAAAACUGUGCUGGAGAAUUGUAUUCUUUUAAUACAUGUAGCGUAAAUAUGUCCCUUUCAAAAUACGUUUAUGUUAUUCUAUCAUUGCUUGGCUAUAUUAUGCCUAAUUGUUUUCCUUCUUGAAUUCUUGUUUUGAAAAUUAAACAUGUAUUUAUUAAAUAGGCCUAUAGAUUUUCAUUAGCUACAGGCCAAAUUCUGAAUAGCGUUUCACACAACAAAAUACAGGAUUUAAAAGUUUUGGUUGUGAUCCACAAGGAUUGUAUUUGCGCAUAAUUCGUUUUAGCCUAGCCUAUUUGUUUUCUUCUCGAGAAGAAACCGGCUGGUUAAAUGCUAUAGCUUAGUAGGCUAUUUAUCGGAACAUUUUAAUAUUAAUGCCUGUUUAAUUAAUUAACGCCUUUAAUUAUCCAACACAGUCGCUUUAUAAUCUGCUGUGUAUACCGAAUCCAUGAGUUGAUGAAUUUAUGCUCUUUUGUCUGAAUAUACAUUUUAAAUGUU